Pipistrellus kuhlii (Kuhl's pipistrelle) is the source of this 831-nucleotide messenger RNA. It is a transcript of the gene LNP1, whose product is annotated as leukemia NUP98 fusion partner 1. The record is from RefSeq and is a predicted model, not a curated record. Lineage: Eukaryota; Metazoa; Chordata; Mammalia; Chiroptera; Vespertilionidae. The transcript has 3 exons. The coding region runs from base 218 to 757 and encodes 179 amino acids.
GGCAGCACGAUUUAUAAAUAGUCAUUUCCCUGGGCUGCCUGAUGGUGAAGGGGUUGUUUAGUAAAUCUUUCUCCUUUUAAGGAUCCAUUUUCGGAGACCAUUGGAAAACACCAGUUUCAUUGUUAUCUUUUGGGGUUUCAUCAAGCCAGCCGAGUUUGACAAUCUUCCUGUCUGCCUGGCUUAGAGACAGGCCUUAGGUAUUUUGAAUCGCCUCUCCAUGGAGCACAGAGGUGAUGAUGAUGAUGAUGAUGUGUCUUUUGCCAAGUGGAUGAGCAGCUUCUGGGGCCACAGCUGGAUGGAGGAGGAUGAGAGAGGACUCCGGGACCGCCGAGGAUCACACCACACCAGUUACAGGAAAGCUUCCCUGCCCUGCCCAUUUCCUGUGCUUCCCAGAGUCACAUCACAUGACAGCUAUCCUAGAAGGCAUUCUCAUGAGGACCAGGGAUUUCGAUGCCGUACCCACAUGAAGGAUUACAGAAAACACUCAGAGGAUGGGCCAUUCAGGGAUCCGCUGGAAUCAAACAGAAGAUCCCAUUCCAAAACUCGGGCAUUUUCAGAGUCCUUUGAGCAACAACUGUGCUUUAGAACCAAACGCUCUGUGUCUUUGGGACCUGAGAGCAGAAAGGACAGAAAUGAAAGAGAAUGCCUGCGGAUGGAGACGAGAUCCCUUAAGAAGGUGGAGGAAAGGAGGAGCUCUAGGAAGGAAGAGCAUGCAGAAGCACACGUGGUCCCUCUCUUGGAGCAAGGACCCAAAUAGUACUUCGUUUCCACGUUAGGACGACAGAGGCUGCUGUGUUUUUUGGCUUCUGUACACUACACUGCAGGUAGCUG